UUCAGACUCCAUUUUGAGUCGACAGAACAGAAGGAGGAAAACUGAAGGGUGAGUGUUAAUCCAACAUUUUUAUUAUUUUACUGUAAAAGUCCGUUUUCUCCCUGUUGACCGUAGAGGAAAGAAAUGUUAGAGUGAACUCAACAGUUUGAUUCAUCUGUGGACACGAAGUCGUGACUGGCUGAAUACAACACGUUAAACCUGCAGCAAGAAAACAAGCACAGAAAGACGCGCGUGAAGACAUUUUAGCUUAGGUGUGUGGGUACACACACUUUCCUUCGACACCGAGUGGUUACAAGCAUGGUCGUAGGAGGUCACCGAGGUCUGGACCUCCGUAAUUAUAUAUUUAUGUAGCCUAUAAAUGAUCAUUCGAAUAAAAACCAUUGAUAACACAAUCAAGGCCAAGCGGGCGCAGCUGAAUAUACACACUGUAAAAAAGGAUUGGAUCAAUAAGUUAUAGUAACUUCUUUCUAUAAUUUACCUCCACUUAACAUAAUAAGUUAUGAAAUUUCAACUUAAUUUAAUGAGUUAUCACUAUCACAACUCAGGUUUGUAAGCCAGUUCAGUGAAAUGUAAAUUUCAAUGUGUCAACUUAAUUUAUAAGUGUGAGUUGGAAUAUGGUAACCGGAUCUCUUAAAAAGUGACCAUGACCCCGGUGUGGCGACAGUAUUAAUGCGCGGUGCAAAUAGUCCUGAAUAUUUUCUCUUGAUCUGAUAUACGACUAAUAACUAUGCUGAUUGAUUUUUGUAACACAUUAAUGAGGCGCACCACCCAAUUGCAAUUCCCCAUUGAGAGAAGAAGAGGAACGCAAAUUAAGCCUACUGACACGGGUGAGCAGAUAAGUAGCGGAUGAAUACGUUAUUUUCCAGCAAGAUGUGGAUGAGACUUGGCAGCGGGAAAGCGGGUCUUUUCGGAUUGGAGCAAGAGAAGCAAGGUGAGUCUGUCAUUUAUAAUAAUUGUAACCCAAUUCAAUGAGUCAAUUAACUUAGUUAUGAAGAAACGAAUUGCUGUCAUGAGACUUUCUGAACACGGGAUAGUUCAGAGCAGCUUAUUAAUGCAUGUAACGUUAGUGUUCAGCAGUGAACCCAACUUUACAGUGUUUACGUUAGUCCGAGAAUCACUUUUUACUUUUAUCAAGAAGAAACACAAUCUUUUAUGACAUUCACCCCUCAAAAAAGGACAUUUAUGGCGCUUGGUAGUUGUUUGAAUGUUUGAGUUAGCUGCUUUACUAGAGCCUCUGUGUGUAACUUAGUGUCAGUAAUUAGCCUUGGCCCGUCCCAACGAUGUGUGGAGUAGCGUCGACGUUUCAGUAAUUAGCCGUGACCCGUAACGUUACCAACGUUGUUUCAGUUAUUAGCCAUGGCCUGUUCCAACGAUGUGGGUGGAGAGGCGUCGGCAUUUCAGAAAUUAGCCUUGACCAGGUGAGUUGCUACUUAAAUUAAAGUUAGCUGCUUCAGCAAAAUUAAGAGGAUUUGGGCUUUCUUAACAUUGUUAGCUAAUCUGUGACGAGUUUCUUUUGCAAUGUUAUUCGCUUAUUAGUGAGUUUGUACUCAGCUCCAGCUUAACCUGCCAAUUUAAAAAAAUAAAAAAAAUAGCGGGAGGAAGGUAGACUUUACUGGCGCCAUCGUGUGUUUCACUGUCUGACUGUGAGAAGAGCAAAGAGAGAGCUGAGCAGGUGAAGAUAACAUUAGUUGAUUUUUUUUUUUUUUUUGAAAGAGUGCAUUGACGUUAAAACGGUAGCCUCUGAUCCACCACAUCUGUUUUAACAGGCAGUGGCGAGUUGUUAAAUCAGUGUUUCCCAUACGUAAUUUAUUUGUGGCGUCCCGCCACAAUAUCAACGCAGACUGCCACAUAUUGAUUUUCGUUUUUUUUUACUAGGCCUAUUUAAAAUCUAAAUCUAAUCCCGCCCCUCUCCCUCAUGAACACAGGAAAAGAAGAUGUUGUAGUAAACAUUUAUACUUAAAACUAUGUUUUUUUAACUCUUUUUAGGUAAAAGUAGUCUACAAUGCUGCUGCGUGUCAUCAUAUCAGAAAAUGAAGACAUCCCAUCCAGUGUUGAGGAGCUGUAUCAGGUGUUGCGAACAAAGCUUGGUCUGAGAGGUGGAUUCAUUUUGCAAUUUGAGGAUCCUGAGUUCAAUAAUCAGUUGUGCAAUCUAACAGACAUCAAAGACCUUCCUGUGAAAGUGUUGUUCACAGCUGAUGACGUCUCAGAUUCUACACUGGACACUUGCAGCCUCCCUUCUCUUAAUAGAGAUUGUGUUGAAUGGCCUGACCCCUUCCCGAUUCCACAGUUCUCAUAUGAUGUGGAGCUGCAGCUGAAAGAAGCCAAUGCUAAGGAUGGAUCUGUAAUGGUGAUUCCUAAAGGUUUAAAGACAUUCUUGAUAUACUGGCCGACAGUAUGUCAAAGAUUAGUGCUUAUCCUGAGAGGCAUCACUAUGAGAAUGAAGCCAAAGCACUUGUGGAGAAGCAUCCUAGUCUGAAGGAGCCAGGGUCGGAAAAGGGAUGGUACUCGUGGUUUCACAGCCUGAAAUUUAAGCUUGGAAACUAUCGGCAAAAGUUAAGUGCAGCAGGAUGCCCUGAGGUGGUGGUAAAGAAAAGGAGAAGGUUCGAAGGGGAAAGUGUAAAGAAGUCAAAGUAGGGUGAGGUCAACUACUGUCCAGAUCCGCCUGAAGGACAGAGUCCUGAAAACAUGGAGGAGAAGCGUAAUAUGAUGGAGGCUGAAAUGCUGAAAAGAGACCCUGAUCCCCAGCUGGUAGAAGACCUGAUGGUUGCUACGUUUUCCCAGCGCAGAAAAGAGAUAAUUGGAGAUCAGCCACUCAUCACAGAAGUCAUUUCCAGAUGGCCAGCUCUGUUGCAUGAGAGACAGAUCAGGACGGAGUUCAAGAGAAUGGCCACCAAAGACCUUCUUCUGGAAUAUUUUCUCGACAGACGUGAUGGCCUGGUCCCAAGACUGCUAGAGGUGUACAAAGCAGCAAUCAAGACUGGAAAGAAGCAAUCACUCAAAGAUAUUUUGGACUGCCUUCAGAAAGAUGAUACAAAUGAGAAGAGAAGGACUGCUGCCUUGCUUGGUCUGCCACACUACAUAUCAGGCGAAGAUCCAUCAACUGUCGUCAGGAAUUGUGACGCUCACAGGGAGACUCUGGAUGAAACCAUGAAGGGGGAUGCAACUUGGCCUGCUGAUAGGCUAUGAAGGUGCUGAACGGGAUGCAUUUCCACGGGAGGUCUUCGAGAUAGCUGUUGUGGUUGAGGAGACAACAUUAAAGAUGUGGCAUGCAGCUUUGCCAUGCUCAUGGGUGUCAUCUACUGUGUCAAUCUCGAGUACCCAGAAGCCAUGAAGUAUUCCUUUGAGUUUCUUCAGAGAGUGGUGAUUAAGAUAAAACCAGACCAAGCAUGUGCCCGCGUACAUGGACUAAGAAACAGAAUCCUGAGAGUGACUGAAGUCCAGAAGAUGAGUGUGUGUAAGGAGGAAGAGGAGGACAGAGCAGGGUCUGCAGGAUCCACCUGUCUGUCUAUGAAGAGUGACCAGUCCAUAAAUCUUAAUCCUCCAGACUUCAGUAAUGAACCCGGACCCUCAGGCACAAAAGGGAGAAAAAGGACUAAUGUUUCUGCAGAGGAUCAGCUGUCCUGCUGUGCUUUGUGUCUGAGAGUCCUUAAGGAUCCAGUCUCUACCAGCUGUGGACACUGGUUCUGCAGACAGUGCAUCACCUCAUACUGGGACCAGUCUGUUUCAUCAGGAGACUCCUCCUGUCCCCAGUGUGGAAAAAGAUCCAGAACAACAGCGGGACUGCAGACAACCAGUCAGAGCAGCACUGUACAAAAUGAUGGUCUGAAGGAGGUUUUAGAUGAACAUAAGAUCAGUCUGAGGAGGAGAUGUGAAUGUGUGACUGAAGGAACUGAUAAAACAGGAAGGGGAACCCUCCUCAACAGGAUCUACACUGAGCUCUACAUCACAGAGGGACAGAGUGAAGAGGUUAAUACCCAGCAUGAGGUGAGGCAGCUUGAGACUGCUUCCAAGAUGGAGACCUUCCAUGACACUCCAAUCAAGUGCCACGACAUCUUUAAAGCCUUACCUGGCCAACAGAAACACAUCAGAGUGGUUCUGAUGAACGGCGUUGUUGGCGUUGGAAAAACCUUCUCAGUGCAGAAGUUCACUCUGGACUGGGCAGAGGGCUCGGAAAACCAAGAUGUCAGUCUGCUGGUUCUGCUUUCGUUCAGGGAGCUGAACUUGAUCAAAGAUGAGCAGUACAGUCUUCUCACGCUGCUCCAUGUUUUCCAUCCAACAUUACAGAAGGUCCCAGCAGAGAAGCUCGCUGUCUGUAAACUGUUGUUCAUCUUUGACGGCCUGGAUGAAAGCAGACUUUCAUUGGAUUUCCACAACAAUGAGGUUGUGUCUGAUGUCACACAGAAGUCAUCAGUCAACCUGCUGCUGACAAACCUCAUCAAGGGGAAUCUGCUUCCCUCUGCUCUCGUCUGGAUAACUUCCAGACCUGCAGCAGCCAAUCAGAUCCCUCCUUCAUCUGUUGACAGGGUAACAGAAGUACGAGGCUUCACUGACGCCCAGAAGGAGGAGUACUUCAGUAGGAGAGUCAGUGAUGAAGAGCUGUCCAGCAGAAUUAUCUCACACAUCAAGACCUCCAGGAGCCUCCACAUCAUGUGUCUAAUCCCAGUCUUCUGCUGGAUCACUGCUACAGUUCUGGAGCACAUGUUGACUACAGACCAGAGAGGAGAGCUGCCCAAGACCCUGACUGACCUGUACUCACACUUCCUGCUGGUUCAGACAAAGAGGAAGAAGCAGAAGUAUAAUGAGGGACAUGAGACGAGUCAACAGGAGCUGAUGGAGGCUGACAGGAACGUUCUUCUGAAGCUGGGGAGGCUGGCGUUUGAACAACUGCAGAAAGGAAACAUCAUGUUCUACCAAGAAGACCUGGAGCAGUGUGGUCUUGAUGUCACAGAGGCCUCAGUGUACUCAGGAGUUUGUACAGAGAUCUUCAAAAGAGAGAGUGUGAUCUUCCAGAAAACAGUCUACUGCUUUGUUCAUCUGAGCGUUCAGGAGUUUCUGGCUGCAGUUUACAUGUUCAGCUGUUACACCAACCGGAACACAGAGGUACUGGAGGACUUCCUGGGAAACAAACAUGCUGAUUCAGCCCUUGAUGUCUUUCUGAUGGGAGCAAUAAUGAAAUCCCUUGAAAGUAAAAAUGGCCACCUGGACCUGUUUGUUCGCUUCCUUCAUGGUCUCUCUCUGGAGUCCAACCAGAGACUCUUAGGAGGCCUGCUGGGUCAGACAGACAACAGUCCAGAAAUCAUCCAGAGAGCCAUCAACAACCUGAAGAAGAUGAACACAAAAACCUCUCCUGACAGAAGCAUCAACAUCUUCCACUGUCUGGUGGAGAUGAAUGACUCAUUACAUCAGGAGAUCCAAGAGUUCCUGAAGUCAGAGAACGGAUCAGACAAGGAACUCUCUGUGGUCCACUGCUCAGCUUUGGCCUGCAUGCUGCAGAUGUCUGAGGAGGUUCUGGAUGAGUUGGACCUAAAGAACUACAACACAUCAGUGGAGGGACGACACAGACUGAUUCCAGCUGUGAAGACCUGCAGAAAGGCUCUACUUUCUGGCUGUGGACUCUCACAGACUCAUUGUGAAGUUGUGGCCUCAGCUCUGAAGUCCAACCCCUCCCAUCUGAGAGAGCUGGACCUGAGUCACAAUAACCUGCAGGAUUCAGGAGUGAAGCUGCUGUGUGCUGGACUGGAGAGUCCACACUGUAGACUGGAGACCCUGAGAUUGAGUUCCUGCUGUUUGUCAGAGAUCAGCUGUGCUUCUCUGGCCUCAGCUCUGAAGUCCAACCCCUCCCAUCUGAGAGAGUUGAGGCUGAGUGACAAUGAGUUGCAGGAUUCAGGAGUGAAGCUGCUGUGUGGUUUUCUGGAGAUUCCACACUGUAGACUGGAGACUCUGAGAUUGGGUGUCUGCAGUUUGUCAGAGAUCAGCUGUGCUUCUCUGGCCUCAGCUCUGAAGUCCAACCCCUCCCAUCUGAGAGAGCUGGAGCUGAGUGGAAACAUCCUGCAGGAUUCAGGAGUGAAGCUGCUGUGCGAUUUUCUGGAGAGUCCACACUGUAGACUGGAGAAGCUGAGAUUGUGGGGCUGCAGUUUGUCAGAGAUCAGCUGUGCUUCUCUGGCCUCAGCUCUGAAGUCCAACCCCUCCCAUCUGAGAGAGCUGCAGCUGAGUAACAACAAGCUACAGGAUUCAGGAGUGAAGCUGCUGUGUGGUUUUCUGGAGAAUCCACACUGUAGACUGGAGACUCUGAGAUUGAGUUCCUGCAGUUUGUCAGAGAUCAGCUGUGCUUCUCUGGCCUCAGCUCUGAAGUCCAACCCCUCCCAUCUGAGAGAGCUGAAGCUAAACUUCAACAACCUGCAGGAUUCAGAUGUGAAGCCGUUGUGUAAUCUUGUGGAGAGUCCACACUGCAGACUGGAGACUCUGAGACGGUGGCGAUCUGUGUCAGAGUGUGAGUGAUGAGAAAGGUGAUGAGAGAGAAUCAGCUGUGUCCUGAUGAUCCAGAGAGGUUGAAGCAGCAGCAUCAGCUUGUGUGUGGAGAGGCUCUGACUGGGCCUUGUUACUGGGAGGUAGAGUGGAGAGGAGAGCUUCAUCCAGCAGUGACUGACAGAGGAAUCACAACAGUGCUGCAGUCUGAACUGCUCUGAGAUCAGCUCCACUGUCAGACACAAAGUCAAGUCCACCAUCAUCCCUGUGUGUUCCUCUGGAUGUGACAGAGUAUCAUCGGUGUAUCUGAAUUGCUCUGCUGCUGCUCUGUCCUCCUUCAGACUCCUCCACUCCUUCUGCUCCACACUCAGACACCUCUUCCAUCUGGACCUGGAAUUUAUUUCAUUCAUUUUGAACCUAAAGUGCCUCUGCAGAUUAGUUCUGUUUAUGACAACAUAACUGCAGAUUAAUUUAAAUGGAUUCUUCUGUUUUGCUUUUUGUUGCAGCUCCACAUUGUGGACUGAUGGACAAUUGCAGUUAAUUUCCACAUAUUUCUAACACAUUUUGGAAGUUGAUGUGAAAAAGCAGCAUCCAGGCUGCAUGCAUAAAGUUCCCUCUCUGAAGGUCUGCUUAUUACGACCAAUACCAGACUUUUCUCGCAGUUUAACAGAUACUUAAGUAUCAUUUUUAUUAAUGCAUGAUUAUAAUUUUAUUUAUUUUUUAAGUAGUCGAAUUUACUAGUACAUCAGUGUGUUAUUGCAGAAAACUUCACUAAAAAACUACAAAGUCUGGUGAUAAUUACCUAUGGGUUUCUCACUUUCACUAUGAAAGAUGUAUUUCAAUUUCAUGUUGUCAUUUAGAUCCCUUGUUAAUAUAAAAAUAUUGUUGUUUUUAGUAACUAAAAUAUCUGGAUUUUGGUGAAAAGCCAUUGCUGUCUUAAACAUCGCUCAUACACUGAACACCAGAACAUUUUAAUAACUUGUUACAUAAUCUUUUACUUUUGACAUGAACUGAAUCUGCAAAAAAUAAUAUAAAAGUACCAACUCUACUCCUGAAGGGUCACUCUGAUAAUUUCUUUUGCUUAUUGAAUAGUAGCACUAUAUCAGCCCAGUUCAAAGUAAGUUCAGUGAGCUGACUGGGGCAUGCCACUGGGAGCAGCGGAGUGGAAACAAACGCUGCUAUGGCUCAGGAGGAAUGGAAGAAGAAAACAAAGGCAAAGCAAAACCUAUUGGAAGGGAAUGCAAAAGCAGUCCUCAAAAAAUAUCCUCAACAUACAGAGCCCCUGAAGAGCCACACCAAUAUUUUGCGUUCCCUCGCAUCUGGUUGAUCAAAAUGAUAAGACAAUAUUUGAUCUGUUAAAUGGUUACCUGUCAGAUUUAUUGCAUGACUCAUUAAGCAGAGAAAAGCUGUUGAUUUCAUAAAUUUCCACUUAAUCAACUCUGUCACUGUACUGGUGAAGGGAUCCAUCAAAUAGCUUGAGAUACAAAAAUACUGUAGUUUAUUUUGAAAAAAUGGAUAUGAAAAGUAUUCAGUAUCUUAUUUUAAAAUACAUUUUGGUGUAUAUUUUCCCAUCCUUUAACACGUUUUUAUUGUUUUUUUGUGAACGGUGCCUUUGUUUUCUUUAAAAAAAAAAACUGUUAAGUGAAACACAACACAAUCAUGUUGGUGUAAAUGUUUACUUCUUUACAUUCAUUGAAAGGAAAUACAUUACAUUACAGUCAAGUGGAGAUCAGAUCACUGCUCAGUGUAGCCCUGAUGAGUCAAACACUGCAAAAAAUAAUGACAAACUUGGCCUUUAUAUUUACAAAUAAUUCACAUUAUAUCCAGGAAAUUUCAAAGUGAAUUUAUCAACCUGCAAAAGUUUUUUUUAAUCAUAAAUCUGAUGUUUUUAACUAGUAGGUUUUGGUCUUAGAUUUUUAUAUUCAUAGCAGGAAUUGAAGAUAAUUUAACUUCAAAUAUCUCAGGAUAAAAUCGGCCAAGUGUGUCACUUUUUUACUGUGUAAUAAUAAUUAUAACAAUAUACAAUCUUCAAAUAAGUUAAAUUUAAUAAAAACAAUCUUUCCCUUCACUGUAGUCGAGGUUAAAGGUGAUAAUUUGGCAUCCGGUAGUUUCUUCACAGCACAAUACCUUUUCACUCUGGUAGAACAGUUUAUAAAAUGUUCAUGCAUGUGAUCUGUUCAUAGCAUCUGGUAAUUUGUGGCAACAUGUGCAGUGCUUUUAUUUUGAAAUGCUUGUGCAAAGUUGGCCUAACUUGAUGUGAUUUUGUUGUUUACAUGAAAUAAAAAGAUGACAUUAUUCUACCAAAGUGA
Molecule: messenger RNA, 8774 nt
Organism: Micropterus salmoides (largemouth bass)
Lineage: Eukaryota; Metazoa; Chordata; Actinopteri; Centrarchiformes; Centrarchidae
Product: NACHT, LRR and PYD domains-containing protein 12-like
Exons: 13
Coding region: 3280-6498 (1072 amino acids)
Molecular function (GO): protein binding
Source: RefSeq, a predicted model, not a curated record